Molecule: messenger RNA, 3318 nt
Organism: Candida albicans SC5314
Lineage: Eukaryota; Fungi; Ascomycota; Pichiomycetes; Serinales; Debaryomycetaceae
Product: RNA helicase
Exons: 1
Coding region: 1-3318 (1105 amino acids)
Biological process (GO): nuclear-transcribed mRNA catabolic process, nonsense-mediated decay
Cellular component (GO): cytoplasm
Molecular function (GO): ATP hydrolysis activity; RNA helicase activity
Source: RefSeq, a predicted model, not a curated record
AUGACUAGUGAAAAGUAUACCUGUUUGACAUGUUCUGAACAAUUUUCAGAAGCUGGCCAAAUUCAGAAACAUCUCUCGACAACUCGACACAAGUCAGUGCGAUUAGAAAGUUUGGAUGAGACUUUAGAAUGUGAAGAAUGUUCCGACAGUAAUAUUCAUCAGUUGUCCAUUGUUAGAUAUGGGUUUAACGAUAUGUCUUUAUUGUGUCAAAUUUGUCUUGAGAAAGAUAAUAAGAAAACAGGUGAAACACCCAGUGCUAGUUACACGCUAUCAAAUGGGGCAUUUUUCAAUAAACUUCCGCAGUACUUGAAAUUUAGGGACAUUGAAUGUAUGGAAUGUGGAGAUGAUACCCAUUUGUCUGUUGCCAACACGUCUUCUGGGCAAUUAGUGAUUUGUCGUAAAUGUUUACCGAAAUAUGAAAGUGAUAAUGUGAAAUUUAUAAGUGAAGAUAGCGAUGAUUUUCUUUCUGAGUUGUUGGGGAUUAAGGAAGUGAUAAUCAAGAAAUCUUCAAGAAAGAGAAAAUCCGGGAAGAAUGGUGGUGGCAAGAGAGGGGGGAAAGCAGGAAGACGAACAAGAAAGCCAGACCCUGAUGCAGAAGCUAGAAAAGCACAUUAUUUACAAUCUAAGCAAACGGCAAAAGAUAUUAAAUCUGGUACUACUGUCAAAGCUAUAGGGUCAAACGGUGCUGCUAACAAUAAAACAUCAACAACAGGAACAAAAAACAACACAAAGCCAACAUCAAGGUAUGGUAAAAGCCCGAGUGUUAGUGGCAAAUCAACUCCUAAACCUGGUAAGAGUCCAGCAACCAGUGGCAAGUCAACUCCACAUUUUGGUAAGAGUCCAUCUGUGAGUGGUACUACUACGCCAAAGGCUAGAUCGUCAACUCCUGUAAACGACCCCAAAAAUAAACCAAAACCAGAUAGUAAACCCAAGAACAAAGCUGUUAAUGAGAAAUUGGAAAAUGCGUCAAAUACUAAGCCAAAACCAAAAAUUGAUAAAAAAACUCCUACAGAAAAAGCAGAGAAUAAGUCUAAACUGAAAGAAAACAAUACACUGUCUCCAAAAGAACCAAAAGGACAGGCUCCUACUAAGCUAGGAUCUAAGAAAUCUCCUGAAAAAGAUAAAACAAAGGAAAGUUCAUCAAAGACAGGCAAAAAACCAGAGUCAGCAGUAAAAUCCGAUAAAAAACAGAAAUCUAAUGUCCCACAACUGUAUAGCAAGACAAAAUCUGGAUCUAAAGCACAACAAACUGCUAAUGACAACAAAAAAUCAGGAGCAAAUUUACCGUCUUCCAAAGAAAGUUCACUUGUACUUCCUCCGUAUAUCACAAAAUUCCAUCCAUCAGAAAAACCAAAACUUACCUACGAUUCAAUGAAUGAAUAUUUCAAAGAGAUAAGUUUUAAUGUAUUUUUAGAGGAUCAAUUAAACAAUGAACUGAAUAUUAUUGAUUCCAGUAAUUUCACUAUUUCUUGGUAUGAAGAUCUAGAUAAAAAGAAUAAUCAAUUUCAAUUACAUAUUCCUAUGCGUCCAGAAAUCAUUGAUAAAUUUUUAUCGCAAAAAUUGAAAAAAUUUAAAAAGAAUCCAUUUCUGGUAGAUCAAGCAAUUUUUUUAAUUUUAGAUGAUGAAAUCAUGUGGUCAGGUUAUAUAGCAACUGUUGAUGAAAUUGCUAGUAAAAAGGGUAGAAGAGUUAAAAAAGAUGUUAUUGAACUAAUUAUUAUGUUACAUCCUUGGUCACAAGCAUUACCAAGAACUGUCCAUGUUUCUAAUUUGAAAAUAUUACCAGCUUCACAACCAGUUAGUCGAGUAUUGAAUGCUAUGAAAACUAUUAAUAAUGCAGGUUUUACAAGAAUGUUAUUGGGUAAAGAACCAAUCAAACAAAUUGAUUUCAAGAAUUUUUUGAAAUUCCAAGGACAAAAUUUGAAUGAAUCUCAGAAAAAGGGGGUACAAUCAGUUCUUAAUAAUUCUAUUACUGUGUUACAAGGGCCACCAGGUACUGGUAAAACAUCUACAAUUUAUGAAAUUAUAUUACAAUUACUUGAUUCAUUAAACACUUAUCCUAUUCUUGUGGUUGCAGCAUCUAACAUUGCUAUUGACAAUAUAGCUGAAAAGUUAAUGACAAAACAUGGCAAAGAUAUUUUGAGAAUUACUGCAGCAGAAAAGGAACGUGACUAUAAUAGAUCACAUCCAUUAGCGUCAAUUUGUUUACAUCAUAAAAUGUAUGAUGCUAUGCCCAUGAAAUAUCAACAAGUUAUGGAUGAAAUGAAACGAGGCAUGGCACCAUCAAUUGGAACUACUGCUUAUAAGAAAUAUGCUCAAGAAAGAUUUUUUUUGUCGAAUCAGAUUGUUACUCAAGCAAAAGUUGUAUUGGCAACACCUGUAGUAGCAGGUGGAAUCAAAUCGUUAAAUAAUGUCAGGGUAGUGAUUAUCGAUGAAGCAACUCAAUCAUCUGAACCAACAACUUUAAUUCCAUUAGCGUUACCAUCAGUAGAAAAAUUGGUAUUAGUGGGAGAUCAAAAACAAUUAAGUUGUUUUUCAUUGAUUCCUAAUUUAUCAUUGUCCUUGUUUGAAAGAGUUUUAUUAAAUGGUACUUAUAAGACACCACAUAUGUUGGAUACACAAUAUCGUAUGCAUCCAGAGAUCAGUGAGUUCCCACGGACAAAAUUCUAUGGUGGGUUAUUGAAAGAUGGCAUUGAUGCCAAUGCAAGACAACUGGAAGGGGUUAUUUCCAGUCCACUUUAUUUUUGGGAUACCAAGGGGAAUGCAAGAGAACAAUCUGUUAGAAACUUCCUUCGUGAAGAUGGAGGUUACACUUAUACGAAUCGUGAUGAGAUUGGUUAUAUUCAACAGGUGUUACGAACAUUAAUUAUAACAAAGGGGGUUAAACCAGAACAAAUAGGUAUAAUAACACCAUAUUCUGGACAACGUGAUUUGAUUUCAGCAACGUUGGUGAAAGAUGAUGUCAUCAAUCCUAGUAAUGAACAAAUGAAAACCGAAGUUGAUAUUGAUGAUUUGAAAAAUGAUUCCAAACCAGUUACAAUUCAUAUAGUUUCUGGUAUUAUGAUUGCAUCUAUUGAUGCCUUCCAAGGUAGAGAAAAGGAUUAUAUGAUUAUGUCAUGUGUUAGAUCGAAUACUAAAGGGGUGAUUGGAUUUUUAAGAGAUGAAAGAAGAUUGAAUGUGGCACUUACUAGAGCCAAAUAUGGUUUAAUAAUGGUAGGAGAUAAGAAAUGUUUGCAAAAUGGAGAUAAAUUAUGGAAGGAAUACUUGCAGUAUUUGGAUUCCAAAAAAGCUAUACAUGAUAAUGAUACUUUUGGCGAAUAG